Molecule: messenger RNA, 1365 nt
Organism: Cheilinus undulatus (humphead wrasse)
Lineage: Eukaryota; Metazoa; Chordata; Actinopteri; Labriformes; Labridae
Gene: rcvrn2
Product: recoverin 2
Exons: 5
Coding region: 312-890 (192 amino acids)
Molecular function (GO): calcium ion binding
Source: RefSeq, a predicted model, not a curated record
CUCGGCACCCCCAGUCACCACAGUGAGGCCUGCCAAUGAGACAACUCCUCCUGGAGUGUGUUUUCUCCAGCCCUCCUUAUCUGUCACUGUCUUACUGUCAAGGCUCAAUUCUCCAGCCAUUGCCUGCCCUCACAGCACUCAGGUUCUUCUCUAGCACACCACAAAGAGAAGACGUCAAGCAGAAGAACAAAAACAUUUUAAACACAGAAGAAGUGCAGGUGGCACAAGAGAAGAAAAAAACUCAGGUGGCAAAUAUUUGCCAGUGAGUUUGUCAGAACUGCUGUACUGCCAAAACACUUAAAACAUCAACAAUGGGAAAUAGCACCAGUAGUGCACUAUCAAAGGAGAUCCUGGAGGAUCUGAAGCUCAGCACCAAAUUCACUGAGAAUGAGAUCAGCCAGUGGUACGAGAACUUUCAGAAGCAGUGCCCGACAGGCCGCAUAACACCUGAAGAGUUUGAGCAGAUUUACACACGUUUUUUCCCGGAUAGCGAUGCCAAGAGCUACGCAAGACAUGUGUUUCGCUCUUUUGACACCAACGAUGACGGCACGUUGGACUUCAAAGAAUACAUCAUUGCACUUCACAUGACAUCUACCGGGAAGACAACCCGAAAACUGGAGUGGGCCUUCUCGCUGUUUGAUGUUGACAAGAAUGGAUACAUCAACAAGACAGAAGUGACGGAGAUCUGCCAGGCCAUAUUUAAGCUGAUCCCCAAGGAGGAGCAGAGCAAGCUACCAGAGGAUGAAAACACACCCGAGAAGAGAGCCAACAAGCUGUGGUCCUACUUUGAAAAGAGAGACAACGAGCGACUGGCUGAAGGAGAGUUCAUCAAAGGAGUGAUUGAAAAUGAGAAUGCAAUGAGACUCAUCCACUACGAACCACUCAAAUAAUGGAGUCGAUGUUGUUUUGUCCUUUCAUGUUAGGCUCCUUCUUUUCUUUAACACACUGUUAUCUCUUCUGUCUCUCAGUCCUCUAUAAUCCACUCAACCCUUCUGUGUAAAUACUCAUUUCUGCAGUGUCUUGGUGGCAACUAACAUUUCAGCAAGUUUCCUUAAUGUCAUGUUACUGUUUAAUUAAUGUUUGUUGUUCAUGAAUUUAUAUCAAAUAGAUGCAAAGACAGGCUAAUAAUGGCAUAGUAUUUAAACGUGUCCAGCUGAAAACAGCAAGAGUAAUGGUGGCUACUGUAAGACAGUAUAUUAAAUAUACGUAUCAGGAGUUUGUAUGAUGAUUAAUGUCUUAUUACUAACUACAUUUGGUAUGCUUAAAUGAAAUCAGGGCUCUGAAGAAAUGAACAGUUUGUCUAUUAGACAUGUAUUUGAGAGGAUGCUAGUCCUUUUUUUACAUAAUUGGAAAUUUCUUUAAAGG